UCCUUGUGAAGUAGCAGAAUAAAAUUGCCUAAAGAGGUUUUUAGAAAAUUAUAAAGGCCAACUUUAGCUUUUCUUUUAUCUGUUUCUUAAUCUAAACAUUUUGUUGUUGUUGUUUGUUUUUCAGGUGUUAACAAGAUGUAUAAGGUGUCAACUAUUGUUUUAGUUGUAAUUAUUGUCGUAAUUAUAUGUGUUAUACCAAGAGUAUGGCCAUCUACUCAGUCUUUUUGCCCAGAUGGUUGGAUUGGUUUUCAAAAGAAUUGCUAUUAUUUCUCUAAACAAGAAGAGGAUUGGAAUUCAAGUAAACACCAGUGUUUUACUCAACAUGCUGACCUAACUGUGAUUGACACUAAAGAAGAAAUGAAUUUUCUAAGACAACAAAAAUGUAUUCAUGAUCUCUGGAUUGGGUUGGAGAUGACAGAAAAUCAAUCAGGAAAAUGGGUAAAUGGAAGAAUAUUUAACAAACGGUUUGAUGUGAGAGGAAAUGGAAAAUGUGCUUACCUCAGUGAUGAUGGUGUAGCAACAGCUAGAUGCUACACAGAAAGAAAAUGGAUUUGCAGGAAAGAAAAACUACUACAUAAACCUUUCUGAUCAUGGCUUAUAUAACUGUAGAUGUGGAGGAAAGAGAAGCUUCUAAAGUCUGCAUUCCCACCACUUUGGAAAAAAUUAUGGAGUUUCCUUUGACCUAGAGAUCCAUCCCACUACUGGGAAUAUGUCCGAAGAAACCAGAGGAAACAGUUUGAAAGAACGUGUGCACCCCUGUAUUUACUGAAGCGUUAUAUUUUUUAUUAUGUUUUUACUGAUUGCAGAGAGAAGAAGGAAAAGGGAGAGAGAGAUAGAAACAUUAAUGAUAAGAAUCAC
Molecule: messenger RNA, 858 nt
Organism: Pipistrellus kuhlii (Kuhl's pipistrelle)
Lineage: Eukaryota; Metazoa; Chordata; Mammalia; Chiroptera; Vespertilionidae
Gene: CLEC2B
Product: C-type lectin domain family 2 member B
Exons: 5
Coding region: 136-588 (150 amino acids)
Cellular component (GO): external side of plasma membrane
Source: RefSeq, a predicted model, not a curated record